Closterium sp. Naga37s-1 is the source of this 783-nucleotide messenger RNA. The record is from the annotation of a GenBank genome assembly. Lineage: Eukaryota; Viridiplantae; Streptophyta; Zygnematophyceae; Desmidiales; Closteriaceae.
AUGGGGGAGGCAAGGGGGAAGGGUGCUGCUGGUGGUGCCGCUGCUGGUGCUGCUGCUGGUAGGAUGGGAGGAGGAAGGGAGGAGCGGAGGGUGGGUUGGGUGGAGGAGGAGGAGGGCGAUGCUAUGGGGGAGGAAAGGGGGGAGGGUGCUGCUGGUGGUGCCGUCGAGAUGCCGCUGAUGAUGCUGCUGCAGAUCCGCGCGACUGGGAAGCCCGUGGCGAACGCACGCGGGACAGCCCGCGGCAAACGAGCGGGACGUGCAGAGAUGGGCGCGAAAUGGUCAGAUUUCAGCGCAGGAGAUGCAGAUCUGGUCGCGCGGAGUGCAGAUCUGGGCGGGCGGAGGGCAGAUCUGGGCGGGCGAAGUGCAGAUCUGGGCGCGCGGAGUGCAGAUCUGGGCGGGCGGAGUGCAGAUCUGGGCGCGCGGAGUGCAGAUCUGGGCGGGCGGAGUGCAGAUCUGGGCGCGCGGAGUGCAGAUCUGGAUCUAGGCGCGGGAGGAGUAGAUCUGGUCGCAGGGAGUGCAGAUCUGGGCGCUGGAGAUGCAGAUCUGAGCGCGGGGAGUGCAGAUCUGGGCGCUGGAGAUGCAGAUCUGAGCGCGGGGAGUGCAGAUCUGGGCGCUGGAGAUGCAGAUCUGAGCGCGGGGAGUGCAGAUCUGGGCGCUGGAGUUGCAGAUCUGAGCGCGGGGAGUGCAGAUCUGGGCGCUGGAGUUGCAGAUCUGAGCGCGGGGAGUGCAGAUCUGGGCGCUGGAGUUGCAGAUCUGGACGUGCCUUGGAGGGCAGCGCCUUAG